Messenger RNA from Cicer arietinum (chickpea), 2226 nucleotides. RefSeq names its product glucan endo-1,3-beta-glucosidase 1. The record is from RefSeq and is a predicted model, not a curated record. Gene Ontology annotation, molecular function: hydrolase activity, hydrolyzing O-glycosyl compounds. NCBI's taxonomy places the organism in Eukaryota, Viridiplantae, Streptophyta, Magnoliopsida, Fabales, Fabaceae. Gene Ontology annotation, biological process: carbohydrate metabolic process.
AGCGACGAAUCUUCAAGACUCGCAAAAAAAGCAGUAAAGUCCGAUAACAGAGGGAAGUGAAGUGAGCACUGAGCACGCACGCAUUUCACAUCUCUCUCUCUCUCUCUCUCUCUCUCUCUCUCUCUCUUCCUAGAUCUUCUUCCUCUGUUGCCUCACUCCAACCAAAUUAAUCACCCAACUUAUAUUAAAUUAGAGAAUAAUUAAAAUAAAAUAACAUAUUUUGAUGAGAUAAUGCAAGGUUCUUCUGUAGCUGAAGCCGAAACAGAGGAAGAAGAACUUAACCAGAUACUCUUUUUCAAUUCCAACAAUGGCAACAAACUCUAACAACCUCAUCUUUCUCCUUUCCAUCCUCUCAUUUUCCUUCCUCUCUAUUUCCACCACAGGUAACCAAACAACUUCUCUCCCCUCAACUUAUUCACAUUUUCAAAUCAAACAACAAAAUGAAGAAAAUGGUCCAUUCGUUGGCGUCAACAUUGGCUCAGACGUUGAAAACAUGCCAUCAGGUUCGGACUUAGCUUCGUUUCUUCAGUUACAGAAAAUAACACACGUUCGUAUCUACGAUGCAAACCCAGACAUUCUUAAAUCCUUAUCUGGUACCAAAAUUCGUGUCAUCAUAAGUGUCCCCAAUAACCAACUCAUCGCAAUUGGUUCUUCCAACACAACCGCAGCUUCAUGGAUCUACCGAAACGUCGUCUCUUUUUACCCUCAAACAUUAAUCACCGGAAUCUCCGUCGGCGACGAGGUUCUCACUACUGUUCCUUCUUCUGUUCCUCUUCUUCUUCCUGCUAUGCAAUCUCUUUACAAUGCUCUUGUUGCUUCAAAUCUUCAUCAAAAAAUCAAAGUUUCAACUCCUCAUGCUUCUUCCAUUAUUCUUGAUCCUUUUCCACCUUCUGAAGCUUUUUUCAAUCAAACCCUUGUUUCUUUUAUUCUUCCUAUUCUUCAGUUUCUUUCUAAAACUGAAUCCCCUUUGAUGAUGAAUUUUUACCCUUACUAUGUUUUCAUGCAGAAUAAAGGUGUUGUUCCUUUAGAUAAUGCACUUUUUAAAUCUGUUACUCCUGAUAAAGAAAUGGUGGAUCCUAAUACUUUGCUUCAUUAUACUAAUGUGUUUGAUGCAAUGAUUGAUGCUGCUUAUUUUUCAAUGAAGAAUCUUAAUGUUACUGAUGUUGUUGUUCUUGUUACCGAAACUGGUUGGCCUUCUAAGGGUGAUUCUAAAGAGCCUUAUGCUAGUAAAGAUAAUGCUGAUACUUAUAACUCUAAUUUGAUUAAGCAUGUUUUUGAUCAUAGUGGAACUCCUUUGCAUCCUGAAGUUACUUCUAGUGUUUAUGUUUAUGAGCUUUUUGAUGAGGAUUUGAGGUCUUCGCCGGUUUCAGAGGCUAAUUGGGGUCUUUUUUAUGGGAACAUGACGGCGGUUUAUUUGCUUCAUGUGUCUGGAAUUGGAACUUUUUUGGCUAAUGAUACGACGAAUCAGACUUACUGUGUUGCGAUGGAUGGUUUUGAUUCGAAGACAUUGCAGGCUGCGUUGGAUUGGGCUUGUGGACCAGGGAGGGCUAAUUGUUCGGAGAUUCAGCCGGGAGAGAGUUGCUACAAGCCUAGUAAUGUUAAGAAUCAUGCUUCUUAUGCUUUUGAUAGCUAUUAUCAGAAAGAAGGGAAAGCUCCUGGAACUUGUGACUUCAAAGGAGUUGCUAUGAUCACUACUACAGAUCCCAGUCACGGGAGCUGUGUAUAUCCUGGAAGCAAGAAAAUAAGCAACAAGACAAAGGAAGUGGUGAACUCUACUCAAUCAAACAGUGCUGGGGAGAGGUUAAGGUUUAGAAUCAUGAUCAGCUGCAUCAAAAUAAAUACAAUUUUGCGCAUUUUCUUGAUAGCAUUUCUCCCUUCAUUGUUGUCAGUAGUCCUUUUAUGAGGUCCAAGUAAUUUUUUAAUUUUUUAUUAUUAUGGAAUUUUGUGUUAGAGUUGACGAUAAGAUUGCAAGAGAAUAGGCAUCUUGGUCCUGGGAUGAAUUGUAGGUCUAAUUUUAGUGUUUAUGAUAAUAGAUGCUUCCUUUUAUAAUAAAGUAGUGUGAAUAAUUUUUCGUGGGAAUCUUGUAAGUUAACGUAUGUAUUUUCUUGAAAUUACAUUUGUUAAUUAAUUUGUUUAGUGUAUGUACAAUGUGACCUCAUCAUCAUAAUGUAUAUCACAUAAUGUCCUCUGCGAAAUGCAAUUUUAGUGAUGUUAUUAUCUUCCCAA